AUGCUUUCUUCUGCUACCGCACAACAAUACGAGUCCGAGUACUCGGCCCACAACUACCACCCAUUGCCUGUGGUUUUCCACAAGGCUCAAGGUGCCCACGUUUGGGACCCUGAGGGAAAGGAAUACUUGGACUUUUUGUCCGCUUACUCCGCCGUCAACCAGGGCCAUUGCCAUCCUAAGAUUGUGGCUGCUUUGACCGAGCAGGCUCAGAAAUUGACCUUGUGUUCCAGAGCUUUCUCUUCCGAUGUGUUCGGUGAGUACGCCAAGUACAUCACCGAGUACUUUGGCUACGAGUCGCUCUUGCCAAUGAACACCGGUGCCGAGGCCGUCGAGACCGGUUUGAAAUUGGCCAGAAAAUGGGGUUACGUCAAGAAGGGCAUCAAGGAGGACGAGGCCAUCAUCUUGUCUGCCGUCAACAACUUCCACGGAAGAACCUUGGGUGUUAUUUCCAUGUCCACCGAUCCAGAUGCCACCACCGACUUCGGUCCAUACUUGAACGGUGUCGGCCCACAAAUUCCUGGCGAGCCAAAGGGCACUUUGUUGAGAUACGGUGUCAUUGAGGACGUCGAGAAGGCUUUCGCCAACGCUGGUGACAGAAUCGCCGCUCUUUUGUUGGAACCAAUCCAGGGUGAGGCCGGUAUUGUGGUUCCUCCUGAGGGCUACUUCACCAAGGUCCAGGAGCUCUGUAAGAAGCACAAUGUCUUGUUGAUCUGUGACGAGAUCCAAACCGGUGUCGCUAGAACCGGUAAGAUGUUGUGUUACGAGCACUACGAGAACGUCAGACCUGACAUUAUCUUGUUGGGUAAGGCUAUUUCUGGUGGUGUCUACCCUGUUUCCGCCGUCUUGUCUUCUAAGGAGAUCAUGUUGACCUUGCCUGCUGGCUCUCACGGUUCUACUUAUGGUGGUAACCCAUUGGCUUGUGCCGUUGCCAUGGCUGCCUUGAAGGUCGUCAAGGACGAGGAUUUGGCUGCCAGAGCCGAGUCCUUGGGUCAACUUUUGCGCGCCAAGUUGCACGAGUUGCUGACUGAGUCCAACGGUGUCAUCACCGAAGUCAGAGGUAAGGGUUUGUUGUGUGCCAUCGUUAUCGAUGACUCUAAGACCAAGGGCACUGCCUGGGACCUUUGUUUGUUGAUGAAGGACCAAGGUGUUUUGGCCAAGCCAACCCACGACAACAUCAUCAGAUUGGCCCCACCUUUGGUCAUCUCUGAGGAGGACUUGUUGAAGGGUGUCGCAGCCAUCAAGGCUGCUUUGGCUCUUUUCGUCAACGCCUAA
Messenger RNA from Australozyma saopauloensis, 1272 nucleotides. RefSeq names its product ornithine-oxo-acid transaminase (gene CAR2). Lineage: Eukaryota; Fungi; Ascomycota; Pichiomycetes; Serinales; Metschnikowiaceae. Bases 1 to 1272 code for a protein of 423 amino acids. The record is from RefSeq and is a predicted model, not a curated record. Gene Ontology annotation, molecular function: identical protein binding; pyridoxal phosphate binding; L-ornithine transaminase activity. The transcript has a single exon. Gene Ontology annotation, cellular component: cytoplasm.